Penicillium pulvis is the source of this 1554-nucleotide messenger RNA. Its product is annotated as sugar porter family MFS transporter. Gene Ontology annotation, molecular function: carbohydrate:proton symporter activity. The transcript is spliced from 7 exons. The coding region runs from base 1 to 1554 and encodes 517 amino acids. Gene Ontology annotation, cellular component: membrane. Gene Ontology annotation, biological process: carbohydrate transport; transmembrane transport. The record is from RefSeq and is a predicted model, not a curated record. Lineage: Eukaryota; Fungi; Ascomycota; Eurotiomycetes; Eurotiales; Aspergillaceae.
AUGGACGACAGAGAGACUCCCAAGGAAGGUAAGGGUAUGGCUAGUCAUGUUGAGUUCACAAGCCAUGCUCGUGUGGACUUUCCAGAAGUCACCUGGUGGAAGCAUCCUGGGCUGCGGAAACUAUACAUUAUGAUGCCGAUUCUAUUCCUCGGAUCCUCAACAAAUGGAUAUGAUGGCUCCCUGCUGAAUGGUUUGCAGACCAUGACCCCAUGGGAAGAUUACUUCAACAACCCCAGCGGCUCGACACUAGGUCUUUUCACCGCAAUUCAGAACAUCGGCGGCUUCUGCUCAUUGUUCUUCGCAUCAUACACGGCCGACAUUUUCGGGCGCAAAAAGGGAGUAGCCAUUGGACUGGUAAUUAUCUUUGUUGGAGCUGUCAUCCAGGUUGUCCCAUCCGUCAACUCCAAUAUGUUCCUGGCAGGAAGAUUCCUUGUGGGUCUGGGGUCCAACAUAAGUCAGGCAUCCGCACCGCUGCUUAUCACGGAACUGGCCCAUCCUCAACACCGCGGGAGAUUGACAACCAUGUAUAAUACACUGUGGUAUGUGGGGGCGAUCGUUGCGGCCUGGACUGUCUUUGGCACAAUCAAGUAUACAUCGGAAGCAGCUUGGAGGAUUCCCGUCGGUAUGCAAGCGGCCAUGCCGGCUAUCCAGUUCUUCGGCAUAUGGUUUGUUCCUGAAAGCCCUCGUUGGCUUUGUGCGAAGGACCGCCCGGAGGAGGCGUUCGAGGUUUUAGUCAAAUAUCACGCGAAUGGAGAUAGACAAGACCCAUUCUGUGCAUUUGAAUUCCAAGAGAUCCAGGACACUAUUCGCUUGGAAAAGGAAAAUACAGACAAUGGGUGGAUGGUGCUAGUUCAGACCCCUGGUAAUCGCAAACGUCUAUUCCUCAUUGUCCUCACUGGGUUCUUCUCGCAGUGCUCCGGUAAUGGUUUAGUGUCGUACUACAUUCACGACAUCUUGAAAUCCGUCGGGAUCGAGUCCUCAUAUGACCAGUCAAUGAUCAAUGGUGCUCUCACGGUAUGGUGUUUUUUGAUCGCAAUCGGCACUUCGGCUUUUCUUGUGGAUCUUCUCGGCAGACGAAUGUUGUUCAUGAUCGCUGGCGUUGGAAUGUUGAUAAGCUUCAGCAUCUGGACUGGAUGUUCGGCAGUAUAUGAGAAAACAGGUGAUCACAGUGCUGGGAGUGCAGUCAUUGCUAUGAUCUUUCUCUUUUAUGGGGCAGCCGGGUUCGCGUGGCCUGGUCUGACGGUCGCAUAUACUGCUGAGAUUCUUCCCUUCAACAUCCGAGCCAAAGGUCUUACUGUCGCAAUGGCCGUUACGGCGGCAUCGUCGGUGUUCAAUCAAUACGUUAAUCCAAUAGGCCUGGAGUCGCUGCAGUGGCGCUUUUAUUUCGUGUAUAUUGCCAUCUUGGUGAUUGAGUGUUUCUGCAUUUGGUUUUUCUUUGUGGAGACAAAAGGUCCGACUUUGGAGGAAAUCGCAGCACUCUUUGAUGGGGAGAAUGCCAACGUGGCUGGUAAUGAGCUGACGCUCCGACCAGAAACAAAGUCUGUGAAUCCUUGA